AUGGCCGGCCGGGGCUGCGGAGGCGGCUGCGGGCCGGGUCGCGCGAACGAGGACAACGCGCGCUUCCUCCUGCUCGGCGCGCUCCUGGCGCUCUACCUGCUGGGCGGCGCGGCGGUCUUCUCGGCGCUGGAGCGGCCGCACGAGCGCCAAGCCCGGCAGCGCUGGGAGGAGCGCCUGGCCGGCUUCGGCCGCCGCCACAACCUGAGCCGCGACGCGCUGCGCGGCUUCCUCCGCCACUUCGAGGAGGCCGCGGCCGCCGGCGUCCGCGUGGACGGCGCGCGCCCUCGCUGGGACUUCCCGGGCGCCUUCUACUUCGUGGGCACUGUCGUGUCCACCAUCGGGUUUGGGAUGGCCACCCCAGCGACAGUGGGCGGGAAGGUCUUCCUGAUCGUCUACGGCCUCCUCGGCUGCUCCAGCACCCUCCUGUUCUUCAACCUCUUCCUGGAGCGCCUGAUCGCCGUCAUCGCCCACGUCACGAGGUGGUGCGGCGCCCGGCGGCCGGGGAGGCGGGCGGGCCCGCGCGCCGGGAGCCCCGGGCGGGCGGCGGCGGCGGCCGCGAAGCCGUCGGUGCGCGUCGUGCUGCUGGCCCUGGGCGCCGCCUCCCUGGCGCUGUGCUGCGGGGCCGCCGCCCUGUACGCGGCCGCCGAGGGCUGGGGCUACCUGGACGCGCUCUACUUCUGCUUCGUGGCCUUCAGCACCAUCGGCUUCGGGGACCUGGUCAGCGGGCAGCAGGCGCGCUACGACGGCCGGGGCCUCUACCGCGUGGCCAACUUCGUCCUCCUGCUCUCAGGCGUCUGCUGCCUGUAUUCGCUGUUCAACGUCGUGUCCAUCCUCGUCCGGCAGGCGGUGAACUGGGCCCUGGGCCGGGCGGCCGGCGCGGGCUGCCGGCGAGGCCGGGGACGCGGCGGGCCGCCCCGCAGGAACGCCGUGGGGCCGGGCCGCGUGCGCAGCGGGGGCGGCGGCGCCGCGGAGACGGACGGCGGCUCGGGCGCGCGGCGCCUCUCGGGCGAGAUGGUCUCCAUGAAGGACUUGCUGGCGGCCAACAAGGCCUCCCUGGCCGCCCUCCAGAAACAGCUGUCCGAAGCGGCCAGCGGCCGCCCGCGCCGGGCGAGCACGCCGGCUGUGGACGACGAGUUCUCAGGGGGCGUGGGCGCCUUCGCCAUCAUGAACAGCAGGCUGGCGGAGACCAGCGCGGACAGGUAG
Rangifer tarandus platyrhynchus (Svalbard reindeer) is the source of this 1203-nucleotide messenger RNA. Lineage: Eukaryota; Metazoa; Chordata; Mammalia; Artiodactyla; Cervidae. The record is from the annotation of a GenBank genome assembly.